UUGCUGUUUACAUCCUGAACACGUUUGAUAGAAUUAUUAGCUACAAAGGAGGACGUUUGGGGGUCGGUGAUUAGAUCAUUCGAAAGAUUUCGAGCGUGCGAAAUGGACGGCGAUACGCGAAUGUUUAAGAGGAAAUUGCUGCUUUGGGUAACCAGCUGGUUACAAGAAGAUCAGCAAGAUGCCAAAGAUCAGGAAACAAUUGUAACUCCUGAUCUGGUGGAUAUCGCUCGGCUUCUACAAGCUACUGGAUUCAAAAUUAGUCACAUGGACCGAUCCAAUCCAACGGAAAUUAGUCAAAUAUCGGAACAUUCUCAAGACCACCCAACAUGUCGAGUUAUCCUGAUGUGUCCUAAUUCUGGAGUAAGGAUAGAUCUGAGCGCUCCGACUUCUACGUGCACAUGCUCGUCUUCUAGUUCUAUUUUCAAUCACAAUUGGACUGCCGGAGAAAAAAGUGAGGAGAUGAUGAACUUCAUAGCACCGAAAUCAUCUUACGAAAGUUCUGAAAAUGUUACUCAAGUAAUCAGAGCAGUACUGCAAAUCAAUAGCUCGCUUUCAGACAUGAAUCAAAAUGACACUGAAUGCCAUACCUGCAGUCCAAUUGAAGUUGUAAAAACGAAUUCGUCAAUGAAGACACCAGCUACUGGAAUAGCUGUUGUAACACCAAACGCACCCUGCAUACCAAAAUUGACGGAAGAAGACGCGAAUUGUUCAGUUAUACCAGGAAGAUAUAGGUCCUUGGAUACCUUGAUCGCGGGCAAAGGUUGUUCCGACGAUCUUCCAGAUCCUGGACCACUAACACCCAAGGAGGAUGAAAAUUUCAAUUCAGAUAUAGCGAUGGAUGUUGAAUACUGCGAUCUCAAUGCAACCAUAAUUUAUACCUCAGAUUCAGAAAAGAAACAGCAAAAGACGAUGAACGACGUCCGUCCAAUUCGUAGUUUAUUAGACUUCGCUAGUGUUAAAAAUUCAAUUCGCAAAGUUAACCCGGGGGUCAGUUUGAUUCCGCGGCCGAAUUUUUCACGACGAAGUAAUCCAAUGAUGCCCAUUACAUCGGGAACCCCAACAACUUCAAGACGGAGUAUGACUCCCUCAGGUGGAGUUCGUAGAAAAAGCGCGUCAACUACAGGUCUUCUGACUGCUGGUAGAGUUGGAAAAAUCUCAACAACUGAUACGAAUGGUCGAGCUAGUCGGUUGGUUUUCCCUGGCACUAGGAGUACCUCAGUAAAAAGGGGCCCUUCGUCCUCUUCGACGAUUUUAAAUUCAGCACCGAAGGAUAAAGAAGCGCGGCUGAUCACUCCACGUUCUAAGUUCACGAUCCGCAGACUCAGUAUUGAGAAAAAGUAGAUUUCUUGAGUCAUUUAUAAUGCUAGUUUAUUAUGGCAUGUUCUAAUUUUUAAUAUAAACUUAUAGAUUUUUAUCCAAAUUUGAAAUGGACUGGUUUAUAGUUGAGGAAUUUCAUUUUGUUCCUAAUUUCGUUCGAAAUAAAAUCGAUUACAUUAAAUGGAUAAUAAUACUCAAAGAA
Molecule: messenger RNA, 1519 nt
Organism: Athalia rosae (coleseed sawfly)
Lineage: Eukaryota; Metazoa; Arthropoda; Insecta; Hymenoptera; Athaliidae
Exons: 5
Coding region: 103-1341 (412 amino acids)
Source: RefSeq, a predicted model, not a curated record